Fusarium sp. VM40 is the source of this 888-nucleotide messenger RNA. The record is from the annotation of a GenBank genome assembly. Lineage: Eukaryota; Fungi; Ascomycota; Sordariomycetes; Hypocreales; Nectriaceae.
AUGCUACAUCCUUCUAGAUUCGAAAAUGGACGUCGCUAUCAUGCAUUCCGUGAGGGCUCCUAUCCCGUGCCGAACGAUGAGGAGGAGCAAGAACGCAUGGACCUCGGUCAUCACCUAUACAGCCUUCUUCUAGAGGGAAAGCUUUAUCUUGCUCCAAUUAAUCCCAAUGCCCAGCGAGUACUCGAUCUGGGUACAGGCACAGGUAUAUGGGCAAUUGAUUUUGCAGAUGACCAUCCUUCUUCAGAAGUCAUCGGGAAUGAUCUCAGCCCAAUCCAACCCGAAUGGAAUCCACCCAAUUGCACGUUCGAAAUCGAUGACUUUGAAGACGAAUGGCUAUACCAGACGGAAUUCGACUUCAUACACGGACGAGAGUUAGGAGGAUGCAUAGGCGACCGAGAUCGUCUACUGCGACAGGCUUUCAAGCAUCUAGUCCCAAAUGGGUAUAUCGAACUACAAGGAGUAGAUGCACACCUUUACUCGGAUGACGGGACCAUCGAACAAGCCCCCAACGCUCAGCUCUGGAUGAACAAAAUGCGUGAAGCUUGUACCAAAUUCGGCAAGCCUGUAGACGGAGGGUCUGAGUGGAAGGCAAGGUUGAUCAAGGCAGGUUUUGUUGAUGUUCAUGAAGAAGUUCGUAAGAUACCAAUUGGACCAUGGCCUAAGGAUCCAAGGUUCAAGGAGCUUGGCAAGUACCAAGUCAUUCAAGAGAUCAAGGUUGUUGAGUCCUACACGCCAAAGCUUUUUGAACAUGCGCUUGGUUGGAGUGUGGAGGAGAUCCAGAUCUUGAUGGCCAAGGUCAAACAGGAGCUUCAAGACCCAUCAAUUCACCUGUAUCUACCUGUUGUCUUUGCUUGGGGGAGAAAGCCUGGGGAAAACCUUCAGAAUUGA